This is a messenger RNA of Striga asiatica, 1490 nucleotides long. The record is from the annotation of a GenBank genome assembly. NCBI's taxonomy places the organism in Eukaryota, Viridiplantae, Streptophyta, Magnoliopsida, Lamiales, Orobanchaceae.
CAAAAUGACGUUUCACUCUCGACUCUGUGCUCUCUCCUCCUUCAGAGCACGUGUUUUAUCGACACCGCUAUCGCCUAGAGUCUGGGCAGACCAUGGAUGCUCAAGAAUUUGUGUAGCUGCUAAAACUCAUGGUGAUAAGGGAAGAUCGUCGAAUGUUAUCGGGCCUAAUGGGAUUAGGGCGUAUAAUACUGGCCAAGAUUUGUCGAGUAAGAAGUGUGUGCCGUGCGAGUCCAAGGAUCUGAGGGCUAUGACUGAGGAUGCAGCCAACAUUUUGAUCCGUCGAGUUCCUGAAUGGACUUUGGAGAAUGACAAUGGUACCCUUAAGCUGCAUCGAUCAUGGAAAGUGAAGACCUUUGUUAAAGGAAUGGAGUUUCUUCGCCUCGUAGCAGACCUUGCUGAAGCAGAAGGUCAUCACCCAGAUCUUCAUCUUGUUGGAUGGAACAACGUAAAGAUUGAUAUAUGGACUCAUGCCGUGGGUAAAGAUCACCUGGCUUUUUCUAUUUCUCACAACUGAGUUCUUUAUUCCUUUUAUUUUUCGGAUAGUUUGGUUCUACUUAUGCAACUUAUCAAUUCUUCUUGAAUAAUUUGUUUCAGUUGAUUUGAAUAAUUGUUCAUCCGUUCAUUUGACAUUUAUCAUGGGAUAAGAGUUGAUUAAGCAGUAAAAAUGGAUGCCAUAAGACUGAAGAGCUUUCAGGCAUUUCAGUUUGAAGCUUGCCAUAUGAUGCUCGGUGUUCUGUUUGUAUACCACAUUAAUGAAAAAUAUGCCUGAAAGUCAAAAAGAAAAAUACUUGAUACGUUUUGUUAAACCUUAUUUUAAAGCAACAAGGAUACGUAAUUUUUUCUGCCCAUUUUGGAGUAAUUAUAAAUUUACUACACUUAUGUGCGUGAUUUGCUGUGAGUUUCAAUCGUUUGCCCUUCGAUAUAGUUCUUGUUCAUGGUGUAGGUGGACUCACUGAAAAUGAUUUCAUACUAGCCGCGAAGAUAGGUGGACUCAAUCUUCAUCACCUUCUAAGGAUUACACCCUCUAACAAGUGACUGCUUGUAUUAACAAUCUGCAAUGAAUAUCUUUUUCUCUGAUACUGUCUACUUCCAAGAUUCAAGAAUGGAUGUUGUAAUGGAUAUUUUUAUGAUACUGUUCUUUGGAGGUAGUUUGAAUAAUAGUUCAUCUACUGCCUUAAACUGAAGAUGCCUUUUAAAGUUUUAAUAGUGCAACUGAUUGUUGAAAAUUGAUAAAACUCAGGUGAACAAAAUCCAGAACCUCACAUUUUUUAACCAUGCAUGUUGAUUUCAGAUUGAAUUUUGUUUACUCAUACAUUCUAAGUUCGACACUUUGUUACUUCCAAGAGCACAAAAUUGAUUCAGUUGAUUCCAAUUCAGGGUGUUUACUUUCAAGAGCACAACUAGGGCUGCAAACGAGUCGAGUCGAGCAUUGACCUUAUCGAGCAAGAUUGAUUUUUUUUUUAACCUGCUCGAGCUCGUUGAGCUUGAUU